AUGGCCGCAGCCUGGAGCCCCGCUCUCUGCCUCGGUGUGACUCUGCUGCUGCAGCUGCCAGAGUUUGCGGGCGGCGAGGGAGCCGUUCCCAUUGCUAUCACGUGCUUUACCAGAGGCCUGGACAUCAGGAAAGAAAAAGCAGAUGUCCUCUGCCCGGGGGGCUGUCCUCUUGAGGAAUUCUCCGUGUUUGGGAACAUAGUAUAUGCUUCUGUGUCAAGCAUAUGUGGCGCCGCUGUCCACAGGGGAGUAAUCAGCAGCUCCGGGGGACCUGUGCGAAUCUACAGCCUCCCGGGUCGAGAAAACUAUUCCUCAGUAGUUGCCAAUGGUAUCCAGUCUCAGUCGCUUUCCAGAUGGUCUGCUUCUUUCACAGUGACAAAAGGCAAAAGUGGUACCCAGGAAGCCACAGGACAAGCAGUGUCCACAGCACGUCCGCCAGCAGGCAAACGACUAAAGAAAACACCAGACAAGAAAGCUGGCAAUAAAGACUGUAAAGCAGACAUUGCGUUUCUGAUUGAUGGGAGUUUUAAUAUUGGGCAGCGCCGAUUUAAUCUGCAGAAGAAUUUUGUUGGGAAAGUGGCUCUAAUGCUGGGAAUUGGAACAGAAGGACCACAUGUGGGCCUUGUUCAAGCCAGUGAACAUCCUAAAAUAGAAUUUUACUUGAAAAACUUUACGUCAGCCAAAGAUGUUUUGUUUGCCAUAAAGGAAGUAGGAUUCCGAGGGGGUAAUUCCAACACAGGAAAAGCUUUGAAGCAUACCGCCCAGAAAUUCUUCACACCAGAAGCUGGAGUGAGAAAAGGGAUCCCCAAAGUGGCGGUGGUAUUUAUUGAUGGCUGGCCUUCUGAUGACAUUGAGGAAGCAGGCAUUAUGGCUAGAGAGUUUGGUGUCAAUGUAUUUAUAGUUUCUGUGGCCAAGCCAAUCCCUGAAGAACUGGGGAUGGUUCAGGAUGUUGCAUUUAUUGAUAAGGCCGUCUGUCGGAGUAAUGGCUUCUUCUCUUACCACAUGCCCAACUGGUUUGGCACCACAAAAUACGUAAAGCCUCUGGUACAGAAGCUCUGCACUCAUGAGCAAAUGAUGUGCAGCAAGACCUGCUAUAACUCAGUGAACAUUGCCUUUCUAAUUGAUGGCUCUAGCAGUGUUGGAGAGAGUAAUUUCCGCCUCAUGCUUGAAUUUGUUUCCAACAUAGCCAAGACUUUUGAAAUCUCAGACAUUGGUACCAAGAUAGCUGCUGUACAGUUCACCUAUGAUCAGCGAACAGAAUUCAGUUUCACCGACUACAGCACCAAAGAGAACGUCCUAGCGGCUAUCAGAAACAUCCGCUAUAUGAGUGGUGGAACUGCCACUGGUGAUGCUAUUUCCUUUACUGUGAGAAAUGUGUUUGGCCCCAUGAGGGACAGCCCCAACAAGCACUUCCUGGUAAUUGUCACAGAUGGACAGUCCUAUGAUGAUGUCCGAGGCCCUGCUGCCGCUGCACAGGAUGCAGGCAUCACCAUCUUCUCUGUUGGUGUGGCUUGGGCACCUCUGGAUGACCUGAAAGACAUGGCCUCGAAACCAAAGGAGUCACAUGCUUUCUUCACGAGAGAGUUUACAGGAUUAGAACCAAUUGUUUCUGAUGUCAUCAGGGGCAUUUGCAGAGAUUUCUUAGAAUCCCAGCAAUAAUGGUGACAUUUUGACAACUGAAAGAAAAAGUGC
Messenger RNA from Pteronotus mesoamericanus, 1689 nucleotides. RefSeq names its product cochlin (gene COCH). The record is from RefSeq and is a predicted model, not a curated record. The transcript is spliced from 11 exons. Lineage: Eukaryota; Metazoa; Chordata; Mammalia; Chiroptera; Mormoopidae. The coding region runs from base 1 to 1656 and encodes 551 amino acids.